AUGUUCAUAUUAUCACCCAGCCUCAUAUCUGGAGCCGCUGCUCUGUUCCUUGUUGCCUAUAUCAUCACCCGCCUGAGUUCGGCGACAGCAAAGAUCCCCGGCCCAUUUGUGUCAAACUUCACCUCGCUCGUACUGAAAUGGCAAGAACUCAACGCUAACCGUACUGUGUAUAUCCAUGAGCUGCACAAGAGAUAUGGCCCAGUGGUCCGUGUUGCGCCUAACGAAGUCUCUUUUACUUCUAUUGCUGCUGUCAAAGAGAUUUAUGGCUCCGGUGGUAGUGGAUAUGACAAGACGGAAUUCUACAAUCUCUUUCAGGUCUAUGGAAAGCGAACCAUGUUCUCAACCUUGGUUAAAGGCGAUCACGCAAAACGAAGAAGAAUGAUUGGCGAUCGGUAUGCCAACAGCAACGUGAUGAAGGCAGCUCCUCUGGCCGGUAUUAAGGAACGAUCCAGCAAGUUCCUCCAGCAUUGCGUCGAGUCUCCCGAAAGAACGGCAGAUGUAUUUGAUGAGGAGAUGAUGCACCAAGUUGCCGCUGACGAUAGCUUGCAGAACCGACUGGUUCAAUAUUACAGCCCAGUUCUUCACAACCUCGGAUCAAAAGUUCUUGCCAGCUUUGCUAAGCCUCGAUCGAUUCCAUUGGCCGACAACUUUGUCAUUGAAAAUGCCCAACAGAAUGGAGCAGCGAGCUUUACCGUUCUUAAUCGAUUAAAGGAGAAAGACAGCGUUCUAGAUACUAUGGACAUGGCUGCCGAAUGUCUUGAUCACAUGGCUGCAGGCAUUGACACGACUGGUGAUGUUCUGUGCUUCUUGAUGUGGGAACUCUCUCAGCCUAGAUCGAUCAAGUAUCAACGUCUGUUGAGAGAAGAGUUCCUGAGAAAGACUGACAUGCCCUUUGACGAGCUGCCUAUGCUGGAUGCUGUAUUGAACGAGGGACUACGAUGCUUCCCUGCCAUCCCAAUGUCUCUACCACGAUAUGUUCCACAGGGUGGCCGUGUCAUUGACGGUUUCACUUUGGCCGAGAAGACAGUGGUUAGCUGCCAGGCCAUGUCAGUUCACCGAAUCAACGACGACGUUUUUCCUGAACCUGACAAGUUCCACCCGGAGAGAUGGUUGGCGGCCGAAGGAGAUGCCGACCGACGACGACAUCAGUGGGCCUUUUCAAGUGGAGGCAGGGGAUGCGUUGGAAAGCAUCUUGCCAUGGUGGAAAUGAAGACGCUGUUGCGGGAUGUCUAUUCACGAUACGAAACGGAGCCAGAUGAGUCGAUGAAGAGUGAAUCCAUGGUAAUGGAUGACCAACUGAUCUCGUCACGGCCCCUUGGAAAGCGAUGUCUCUUGAAGUUUGUGCCAGUCAAGGACUGA
Messenger RNA from Fusarium graminearum PH-1, 1359 nucleotides. RefSeq lists its product as uncharacterized. Lineage: Eukaryota; Fungi; Ascomycota; Sordariomycetes; Hypocreales; Nectriaceae. Gene Ontology annotation, molecular function: monooxygenase activity; iron ion binding; oxidoreductase activity, acting on paired donors, with incorporation or reduction of molecular oxygen. The transcript is spliced from 6 exons. The coding region runs from base 1 to 1359 and encodes 452 amino acids. The record is from RefSeq and is a predicted model, not a curated record.